This is a messenger RNA of Drosophila grimshawi, 4692 nucleotides long. RefSeq names its product pneumococcal serine-rich repeat protein (gene jvl). Bases 246 to 4391 code for a protein of 1381 amino acids. The record is from RefSeq and is a predicted model, not a curated record. The transcript is spliced from 6 exons. Lineage: Eukaryota; Metazoa; Arthropoda; Insecta; Diptera; Drosophilidae.
CUGCAUGUCGUGUGUGUGCUGUGUGAGUGUGUGUGUUGAAGAUAAUUUAGUUAGAGGUCAUUUCUAUGCGUAAGCAUUUGCAACAUGCGGCAGCCAGUUGAUAAUUGCAGCAACUACCAAAAUAACAAAGGACGCUUGCAGCAGCAGCUCAGUAGCAGCAGCAGCAGCGACGCCAGCAUCGUUUUAUAACAACAACAACUGCAACAAAAUCCACAACAAAAGAGGAAGAAAAUUGCGAUACGCUAAUGGCGUCCACAACAACAACAAAAACAAAAACAACAGCAAAACAAGCGGAGCAGCCAGCAGAGGCAGAUGCAGAGGCGGCAGCCGCAGCAUCAGCAGCAAAGACGCCAACCUCGAAGCCAACGCCAACGCCCACGCUACUGCCGCUGCUGGCGUCCGCUGCCGCCUGCAAUAAACAGUUGCUAUUCUGCCGGCGUUUUAAGGAUGCUAAAGCUGGCGGCGGUGGCGGUGCCGUCGACGCUGGCGCUGGCGCCUUUUUACGUAAUUUCAAUUCGCUGCCGCUGUUCGUCUAUGCAACGUCGCCGUCGACGCACGCCAGCUCCGCGGAUGGCGUCGGCGUCGCCAGGGAAGCAGCAGCCGCAGCCGCUGCUACUGCUGCGUCGGCGUUCAGUCAAAUAAAGAAUGACGGCUUUGAAAUACACGCAACAAGAGGAACGCAUGCCACCAACUGCAAGGCAGACGACAGUUGCAUUAGGAACAGCAACAGCAACAAUUGUACAGGGAACGGUGGCAGCACACGCAUCUCUGAGCUGUUGGGCAGCAGUGGUGGCGCUGGUGUUGGUGUUGCUGGUGGUGCCAUGGAGUGCCUGCCAAUGAGCGGUCCCCAUCCGCAUCUUAUGUCAACGAGUGGUGCUGGCAACAGCGGCGUCGUCAGCGGCGGCGGCAGCACAGUGGUUGCCUCCCCCACAGCCACUGUAGUGGUUGGCGCCACAUAUCCACAUCAUUUGCAUCAUCAUCAUCAUCUGAAUCACUUGAGCCACCAUGCCCCAUACAGCAAUAGCUAUGGCAGUCAUCCACAUCAUCCCAUACACAGCGAACAGACCAAGUCGCUGCAGGAGCUGCAGCAUGAGGUUGGCGCUCUGUUGGAAUUCCGAGAUCUGGUCAUCGAAACGUUUCCCGAUCUCAAGCAUAAAAUGGCCUCCAUAUCCGUGACACCCACAACGUCCAGUUCGGUGGGUGCAUUAGGCGGCAGUCACUCUGUGGGCGGUGGUGGCAGCUCCUCAUUAGCAGCCAGACGUGAAUGGGAGCCAGGAAUACGCAUGAAGCGUAAAUUGUCGCACAAGGAACCGUCCACGACGACAGCAGCAGCUGCAGUUGGAGCAUCCGCAUCCGCUGGAGUUGAGCCAUCGUCGGCGUCAUCGUUGACGCGCAGUCGCAGCAAUUCGCACAGCGGCAAGAAAGAGCCAAAGAGCGGAGAGAACAACAACGGCAGCGUUGUCCAGGACUCCGGCUUCUCAACGGAGACCAGUUCCUCCAAGGAGGGUCACAGUGCCUCCUCCUCCACCAAUGGUGCUAUGACGGUGGCCAUAGCAUCGAAUCGCCUGAGCUGUGCCGAAUCGGAUGAUGAGCUGCUCAACCUGCUGGAUGUCAUACACCGCAAAUCGAAUCGUUUACGCGAGGAGGUCGAACACUUGCAGACCUAUGAGCGCCAGUCCACGGCGGCUGUCAAGGGUCAGAAGGCGAUUGCUGGUGGCAUGACACCGCAACAGUUUCGGGAGCAGGUGGAGCGACUGAAUCGUGAGGAUAUGCAACAGUUGCGCAAGGAACGAGAUCGACUGCUCGACAAACUGGCCGAAAUGGAGGCGGAGACACUGACGGGUCGCAUCAAGGCCGCCAAGAUGAGCGAUCAGGUGGAGGAGCUAAUCAGCGUCAAAAAGGAUCUCGAGGAGCAGCUGAAGCUGGCCAUGGCCCAGAAACUGGAGCUCAGCUCGCGUGUGCAGCAGCUGCAGCUACAACAGCAGCAGCAACAACAACAACAACAACAACAACAGCAGCAGCAGCAACAACAAAGCAAAAGUUCAUCCAGCGCCAGCCAGUCGGAGUGCUCCAGUCAACGCAACUUUUUAUCGUCCGCAACGACGGUGCUCUCGAACAGCAGUCGCCCCCCGAGCCUGAGCAACAACAACAACUAUAAUAACAGCAACAACAACAACAGCAGCAGUAGUAGCAACAGCAACAAUACAUUCCAACCCAUAAUUGAUCAGCAGCCGGAGGCGGCAUUCCAUCAAAGCUCAGGCAGUGAUACAAGAAGACAGCAAUUGGGUCGCUUGGAUGGCGUUGUUAGUACGCCCGGCGCUCGCAAUACCAAAUGUCGGAUAACAGACUCCAAACGCUUCACGGCCAUAUUGCUGGAGACGAAUGUGCUCGAGUUGCAGCGGCAUCUGCUUACGCUGACUGUACAGAAUCAGGUGCUCGCCCAGAAACUGGACUCGUCCGGCAAGUUAAAGGCACAGCUGGCCAAGCGACUCGACAAGAGCCAGGAGGAUUCCGAGGAGUUGCGCUUCCAGCUCGAGGAGAAGAACAUUGAACUGGAGGGCACCAAGGCGCAGUUGCGUGUCCUCGAGUCCCGACUGCACAGCAGCAGUAGCACCAAUUCGUAUUUAAAUUCGACAUCGCAGCAUGAUUACGAAACGAAUCGAUCUGCGGCAUCGACGACCCUUAUGCUCAGUCGUCGUGGGGUGCCCGAAUCCGUGGAUGCCACAGCCACAGCAACUGCAACAGGAACUGCAAGUGCUACGGCAACAGCAACAGCAAUGCCUCCUCGCUCGGAUCAGAUAAGCACGCCCAGCAUGAAGGCAAUGGUGCCGCUGGCAAUGGAUGAACUGCAACAGCAUAGCAGCAGCACCGAAUCCGCCCACGAGCACGAGCCCAAUGAUUCCAAGACAAUUGUCAAUGCGGCCACGCCCAGUCCGCUGGGCAGCAGCACACCAACCACCACCACCAACAGCAACAGCAACAGCAAUAGCACGAUUGCCGCUCGCGUGAUGAGUGCCAGCUUUGAGCAGACGCCGCUGCGUAGUCAGGGCUAUCGCAAAUUCAAUAGCGCCAGCAAGCCGAGUAAAAUACCGCUGCCGGGCAGCAAAGCUGCCGCCUACUUUGCCGGCAAACCGCCUACGGGUAGGCUAUCGACAGCGGGUCGCUCACCGCCAACGGUGCACAACAGCAGCAGCAACAACAACAACAACUCGAGCAGUGUCUCUUAUGGCAGCAGCAGCAAAUCCUCGCUCAGUCGCAGCACUGGCAAUCUCAGCCAGAGUCUGAAACGUGCCGAUUCCGCUUCGAAUCAUUCGCUGAGCACCAAUACGAGUCGCAGUUCGACUUCCUCAUCGAUACCGCUGGCAACAACACCCUACUCGUCGAGCAAUCGCAGCAGCAACACCACAGCAACAACGACUCCGUCCCCGCGUGUGCUUCAAAACUCGCCGCUGCCCAAGUUGAAGCGUGAAACGCUCAGUUCGCGAGUGCGGCACUUGGACUCGCUGUCGCGUGCCCAGCACUCGCCAGAUCAACAUCAUCACAAUUUGAGUGGCAGCUCCAGUUCGAUAGCGGCACAGUUGAGCACAACGCUGCGCAAGGAUCUGCAGUUGACGAACUCCACAACGUCAUCGGCCUAUCAUCGACGCUCGGCUCCAGUGCCGACUGUGUCCCGACGCUUUAGCAGUGCGUCUGUGGCAAGUGGCAGAUUGGCGCGCGAGGAUGCCACAGCCGCAGCAGCAGCAGCAACAACAUUGGCCACGCCCACGUCUAGUUAUGGCGACAGUGAUAGUGGCAAGAAUUUGGCAAAUAUUGCAACUAAGCCAAAUUUCCGUUUCAAUAACAACAAUUGGCAGUUAUGGCAAACAACAACAAACAACAACAAGAACAACAUGAACAUGAACAACCAGAAAAAUCGCACUUUUAUGGAACCAUUGAAAUAUAUCAAAGAACAUGAUGAUGAGAAUAUAUCCGAGGAGACGGCAUACGAUUCAUAUUAUACGCAAUAUACAACCCCCGAUUCCAUGGACUGUGGCAGCGACAAUCUGCUGGUCACCUUCGACUAUGGUUAUAGCGAUUCCAUUGGGGCACCAAAUGCUGCUGCAGAUGCAGCUACAGUUGAGGAUGAGGAUGCGGAUGCGGAUGCGAAUGAUUACAAUGAGGCUGGGGCUGGUGCUGGUGCUGGUGCCGAGGCGGGGGAAGCUGACUAUGCCCUUUGGUUUGGCAUGCCCCAAAAUGAUGCGUGGGCGUUUCAGGUGUAUCAUGUGCAGCAUGAGGAGUUGAGUCUACAAUCCUUGAUAUCCUACGAUGUAGACGACUUUGAGGAGCAAUCGGAACCAGAAUCCGACCAAGCAGAGAAUGAAGAAGUUUUUUAUGAUAGCAUUGAAGGUUGAUCAUGGCACAAGUCGAUAGAGAACAGCAUUAUUUAUAUUAUAAAGUUUCCAAACAGUUGUUUUAUUGGUUGUAAAAGAUCGUUUCUUCUCCGAAAUCUAUUCAGCAAAUUCAACCUUAUGGUUAAAGCAGUUUUGUUAGAGCAGUUUGUCAUGAUAUAUUUCAGCAGCGGCAGUUUUGUAAUUUAUAAUUUAACUAGUCUACGAGAGUAAUUUUCCAAACACAGUUAGGCAUGUCAAAAAAAAAAAGAAUGAGAGAAAUGAAAAACAUUGUUUUGUAUGUAUUUUAGGUAGUGUAUGUAUU